GGCGGUUGUGUUGUCCCGUUGUCAAGACACCGUACUCCCCACCACGGAAAGCGAACAGGAGAGGAUGGAUAAUGAGUUCGGCGACGACGAUGGGCUGCGGCAGGCGCGCAGCCGUCGGCGGUUUCAGACAGGCCUCGUGAUUUUUCUGCUGUUCUUUUUCAUGGACGCCAGGACGCCGCAGGAGACGCAGGACCGAGGCAAACGCGCCGCACAGGCGAGGACGAGUGCCAAGAACCAGGAGGUCACGCGAACGACCGUGCAUAGAUUAGCGGAAGGCCUCCUCGAUCACAUCGUUCCGCAGGGCCCCACCUACGCCCUCAGAAGCUCCUCCAAUAUCAAAGGGGAAUGGCGGCUAUCGGAUGCCGAGAGCUUUCGGACAGUGGUUCCUGCGAUGAAGGCCGCCGACCCGUCAGAGGGAAGCGGGUCGAAGCAUCGCCUGGACUUGAGGGACGAGACGAUAGCCCCUUCCGACACCGAGACCGCUCACUUCUCUCACUCACAUAUGAUGGCUUCCCUUGUCCAGGCAAAGGGGAACCCGGAGGUCAGCAUCGUCCACGGAACACUGAACGUCGGGGGUGCGGCCACCAAAAGCGGCGUUGACACCCUCUUCGAAGGACUUUUCUUCCACAAGUUCGGCCACAUGUCCGCCGUCGUCGGAGCGUCGGGAGACGAGCUUAAGGUGGUCUGGACCCCACCCGCCUCCAGCAGCAUCGCCGCAGCUUCCCCGGGAGUGGCGGCGGGGGAGGCCGUACCUCCUCCAGCAGAGGCGGCGGCAGCUCCGUCACCGCCCAAGGUCGAACCGCUCGAGGACAACUCCGUCGGCAGCGGCGGCGGCGACCGAUUGACCUCCGGGAUAAACGAGGCCGACGAGGGCGGUCAGAGCAGCAACAGCACCGCCACCGCUGCUGUUGUGUCUGCUGCGUCAAGCAGCGGCGGCGGCAGCAGCAACAGAAGCGGUGACGCCGACGGCGGGAGCACCCUCCCCGUGGUGGUUCAGACCGCCACCGGCCCUCCUCCGGCUGUGGAGGAGACGGGAACAGAAGACGGCGGGGAGGGCGGUCGAGACGAAGCUGUGAAGGAGGAGGAGGAGGAGAAUGAAGAGGAAGAAACGGGGGUGGGCGACACAAGAGGGCGGCGGGCCCUCGGGGAUGGCGGUCGUGUUUCGAGGGAGGGGGGAGGUGCGCGCGUCGACGGAGGGUGGGAGAGCGGCAGCAGCCUUGAGCUUCGGGGCGGGGGACUGGGCUCCACGGAGCAGGCAGCAACAGUCGCGAGGUCAAUGGGUGGCCGGUUGUGGAGGGAGAAGGAGGGGGGUGGGGAGGAGAGGGGGGUGGUUGAGGAUGGAGCGGGUGUUGGCGGGGGGCGGCGACGGGCCCUCGACGGGUUGGAGAGACCAGUCGACUUGGUGAGACACCGAGAUACUCCGCAGCGGCAGGAAGGGGACGAGACAGAGGCACCUCGCCACCGAAAAGAGACCGUCGCAGGAUCUAGAUCGUCGCUGCUGCCGCGACACCUCGACGAUGGGGCGGGGGCGGCGGGGGCGGCGGGGGCGGUGGCCGAAGCAGAGCUGGACGCUCCCGUGACGGAAGAAGCCAGAGAAGGAGCCGAUGAAGAAGAGGCGGGGGAGGCGGCGGCGGCGUUGGCGCGGGAGUUCCCGGCGAUGGUGGUUCCGAAGGUGGCGGUUGCGGCGGAAAGUCAGGAGUCCGGCCCUUUGCCGUCCCAGUGGUACAGCCUUCGAAAGGAGUACGGCCAGGGCUGCCUAUUCUUGUUGACCCUGCAGACCGUGGAAGAAGACAAAGGUUGGAAUGAAGAUAGCUUCAUCGGCGCGGUGGGGGAGAAGGGCGGCGACGAAGCGUCUAUCGCACGCAAGCCCCUGGCGGACCUCAUGAGGGGGGAGAUGGUGGGGGUAAACUGUGACUUCUCGGCCGUCAUCGAAGUCCAGCUAUCGCCGAGCACACUCCGGACGGCCCAGUCGCAGGCCGUCAGCUACUCGGUGUUGUUCACAAUGGUCUGCGUCCUGCAGAUGUGCCUCUUCUGCUGCCGGGUUGGCCUAAUGCUGGCACAAAGGCGGUACGGGCGCAACUUCAUGGUGCCCCAGCGAUUCCAACCCCCUAAGUUCGACUACCGCCGACCCAUUCCGCCCGAGCUGGUGGAGCAGGCGCGGACGGAAACUGCGGGGGGACAGCCUAGCGAGGAGAGCCGAGACCUCGAGGCCGGGAACUGCUUGGAGUGCACGAUCUGCUACGCGGCCGUGGACGCGGAACUCGGGGACUACAUGCUCACCCCGUGUGACCACGUGUUCCACCAGGGAUGCUUGACACGGUGGAUGGACAUCAAGACCACGUGUCCGACGUGCAGGCAGGAGCUACCCCCAGCGCUUGAGAGAAGAGAUGGUUGAUGUGGCCACGGGAACGUUGAUGAGGGAGGGGGGUUGUUAUGGUUCUGUUUCGAUUGGUGUCGAGGCUAGGUUGCUCAAGGCCAAUCCGGUAGGGCAGCAUGUCCGUCAUCUUCGCGUGGGGCGGGGGCGGGGGCGGGGCAGCGGAAGGAACGGCUUCGAAAUGCCCCCCCUCUGCAGGAUCGCCGCGUGAGGGACGAUUUUUGAUUUGUUGUUUUCCUCUCUGUAGAGUGCUUGGCUUGCCCGCAAGAAUUUAUCUCAGCUUGUCGUGUAAGGUUCGGGUUGUUAUUUGCAGCUUAGGUGCCGCUUUGGUACUCGCUCCCGCUUCCGCUCUCUUUCCUUGUUUUCUGUCUUGGGCAGGUUCCUUGUCAUUUUCUUCUCUUCUGUUACGUGACGUUCUUGACCGAAUGCAAGGGUGCGGUGAUUGUGGGAGAGGCGAGGCGGUCAGAAAAAAAUCAGAUUGAAACUGCAUCGAUGUUGCUUCCACGAUCGUUCGUAUUCCGGCGUCAGUGCCCGAGAUGUGGAAAUCCCCGUGUGUGAGGGGUAUCAUGACUGUCACCAUGGUCAUCGUUUUGCCUUCACUCGUCGAUCUGGUCCAGCGGAGUAUCGUUAGCUUGCGUUUGUAGGAUAGCUCCUUUUUUUUGUAUGGCCCGGUGACACGCUUUUGGCUACGGAAAAACAACAACAAACGGCGAGUAGGCUGAACGGCGGAGGCCGAAGCUGAUACGGCUUCCUUGUUUUGCAGUUGGCGGUUGACAAGACUUUCGGUGAAAGAGAGCGGGGGACCGUGCUUGCUUGCUUGCUUGCUUGCUUGCUUGCUUGCUUGCUUGCUUGUCUCGCGCCUGUUUUGAAGUUGUUUGAAGAUGACGACGACUUUUAAAAGCUCGUGAGAGUGGAAGGUGGACCCCAACAGCAGUGAUAUAGCGCCUUCUCGCCCCCCCCCGAAGAGCUGGAUGAUACCCGCCUCACGAGCAGAUACAUGUCCAUAUCGGCAAGGGGGGCAGAUCGAUGCCGCUGGGCUUCUUGAAGGUGUGUGGACUGUCGCCUUUUUCUGGUGGUCGUUUGUCUUCGCGCUUCUUCCGUGCUGGUUAUUGUUUUUGUCGUCCACGGUCGGGGGAUGGGAGGGGGCGCAAAAGUCGAGGCGAGGAUUGGUGCUUGUGUGUCCGGAUCCGUGUGGUCGUCUUUCGACCAUCUUCGGGGUCUCGGGACCGCUGCUGUGGGGAGACAGCAUUGAGCUGACUAGGUCGGCUGGCCGCUCCAGAGGUGGCGCGUUGCCACGGACGCAGGCGUUUGUCCAGCCGAUACCGUGGUGCUGUCUUUGCCGUCUCGAGCGUCCGGGGGAUGAUGAAGUGCGCACACGAGCAGCGAGAUGGGUGUGUAGUACCAAUGGCUUGUGCCGCGUAGUUUUGGGUGUCGGAGUGUAGAGCAUGUGUGUCGGGGUGGGUAGGCGAUAGUUCAGCGGCAGAGGGAGCCUUGCUCCUGUCGCGAAUGAAAUUGGUGCGUAGCUGGUAUUAGGUGGAACGAGUAGUGCAGCACACCUUCCCGCUCGUUCUGGUGACUUUUCCCCUCGGGUUUUUGUGGUGCGAACAACGACCAUCGCUAGGCGGGGAAGCUUUUUACACAGCCCGGCUACUCGGGCGGAAAUUUCUGUUGCGUAGAAUGAAGGCGAAGCGCUCUCGCCGACAAGACAAGACCUCUUGAUGUCGCCACUGGAUAUGUAAUCGAACUGCCUCAUAGCUACACAUGCAUGAGGGAGGUAGGCUAUUUUAGAGAACCAAAAGUGCAGAUAAAAGCAGAUAAAAAGGCUUACUUUUUUUGUCACCAGAGGUCAUUUGUACUUUCUUUUGGUGGGCUUGCGUUGCCCUCGUCGCUGAUUUUCGAUUGCUAUUUCUCGCAGCGUAGUGGACAGAGAGGCGCGGUCGAGCCUCGUGAUUAUGGUCAACAGUCGGGGGGAAGGAGUUAAUGAAAAUCCUGAAGAGAGUUGCUCGUUUUCCCACCGGUGAUUUUUGUUUACGGGUAACCGGGUACAAACACGGGUAACUCGUUUUCUUGGGAACCCGUACCGUCGUGUCUCUGUUAAGGAUGUCUGUUGGGAGAUCGCGGUGCCCCUCCUUGGUGUAAAUAAACUCCUACUGCCCGACAAGUAUCGUACUGCGUGUGCACGCGCACGCGUGUGUGUUCGCCUCGUCUGGUUUCUGAUUGAUCGGUGGUUGGCGCUUUGGUGUAUAUGCGUGGUAGGUUUCAAGUGCCGUAAGAGUUGCCUCCGCCCCAUGUCCGUCCGUGUUUUUCCAAAACAAGACAGACAGCCGGCAAGCAUAGAUGAUGCGCGUGUAAGGUAGUCUAGACGCUUGUAGGAGGAUCAUGACCGCCAGAUUGGUGAGAAAGAUCCUGCAUAUACCUUGACGUUAAGAAAAAAACGUACAUGAUGGCACAUGUACGUCUCGUCGUCGAGUGUUGUGCGCGAGAU
Messenger RNA from Ectocarpus sp. CCAP 1310/34, 4859 nucleotides. Lineage: Eukaryota; Phaeophyceae; Ectocarpales; Ectocarpaceae. The record is from the annotation of a GenBank genome assembly.